Molecule: messenger RNA, 1344 nt
Organism: Lachancea lanzarotensis
Lineage: Eukaryota; Fungi; Ascomycota; Saccharomycetes; Saccharomycetales; Saccharomycetaceae
Gene: TCD2
Product: LALA0S02e01596g1_1
Exons: 1
Coding region: 1-1344 (447 amino acids)
Biological process (GO): cyclic threonylcarbamoyladenosine biosynthetic process
Cellular component (GO): mitochondrial outer membrane
Molecular function (GO): ubiquitin-like modifier activating enzyme activity; tRNA threonylcarbamoyladenosine dehydratase activity
Source: RefSeq, a predicted model, not a curated record
AUGUAUUCUGGCCGUGACUGGAAAUCUCUUGCGGCUGUUGCUAUCUUUGCAAUAGUUGGUACCAAAUGUGUGGAUAGACUUUACCAAAGCUAUAAUUCAAGCGGCAACCAGUCCAUUGAAGAUAGCUCUUACAAGAACCAUGGUGCCAAUCCUGGUUUGAAGACUAAUUAUGACCCAGAGCUUAUUCGCGAGCAACUGGCCCGUAACUAUGCAUUCUUAGGGGAAGAAGCGAUGGAAAAGUUGAAAAAUCAAUACAUUGUCGUAGUGGGCGCCGGUGGUGUGGGUUCUUGGGUGGUCACUAUGCUGGUCAGAUCAGGAAUUCAAAAAAUCAAAGUUAUCGAUUUUGAUCAGGUUUCUCUCAGCUCACUUAACAGACACAGCUGCGCAACCUUGAAAGAUGUUGGAACUUCUAAGGUAAAUUGUUUGAAGGAUCAUUUAGGCGAAAUCGCUCCAUGGUGCGAAGUUAUUCCCGUGAAUGAAUUGUGGAACAAAAACAAUGCCGACCGUUUGAUUUAUGGUGAAGACGGUCAGGAAAAACCAACAUUCGUGGUUGACUGCAUCGACAACAUUGAUACGAAAGUCGAUUUGCUAGAAUUUGUCUACCGCAACAAUAUACCUGUGAUUUCGUCCAUGGGGGCUGCUACAAAAAGUGAUCCCACCAGAAUAAACGUAGGUGACUUGACCACCACAGAGGAAGAUCCUCUAGCUCGCUGUGUGAGAAGACGUCUAAAGCAGAAGGGAAUCAUAAAGGGCAUAACCGUUGUUUUCAGCGCCGAGAAACCAGAUCCACGCAAGGCAUCUAUGCUGCCGUUGCCUGAAGAUGAAUUUCAAAGAGGCAAAGUUGAUGAGCUCAGCGCAAUCAAAGAUUUCCGCGUUCGCAUCCUUCCUGUUUUGGGAACCAUGCCGGGCGUCUUCGGUCUCACCAUCGCGACUUGGCUUCUGACAAAGAUGUCAGGUUAUCCCAUGGAGCCAAUAGAAGGCAAGAACAGAAUCAAGGUUUACGAUGGUAUAUAUCGAUCUCUGGCAGGUCAAAUGACACGUAUUGGUAUGCCCGAUCAACGCGUUCCUGUUGCACUCAAGGAUGUGGGUUAUAUUUGCGAAGAAGUUUUCCGUGGGAGAUCACCUAUAAGCGGAUAUUCGACAAGAUUAACACUGUCCAAGUGGGACCCAUCUCUCCCUGUGUCACCGCAGAACGUUGUCGUCAUGACGAAGGAUGAGCAAAGAAAUCACGAAGAACGCGUCCUCAAUGGCGGUGAAGAACUGUCCAAAGUAUACUCGAAAGAAGUUUUGGACAUGAUCUACAAAAGACUUGAGGAAGAAAAGUACUACUCUAAAUUCAGAUAA